Messenger RNA from Astyanax mexicanus (Mexican tetra), 4803 nucleotides. RefSeq names its product max interactor 1, dimerization protein (gene mxi1). Gene Ontology annotation, molecular function: DNA-binding transcription factor activity, RNA polymerase II-specific; RNA polymerase II cis-regulatory region sequence-specific DNA binding; protein dimerization activity. NCBI's taxonomy places the organism in Eukaryota, Metazoa, Chordata, Actinopteri, Characiformes, Acestrorhamphidae. The coding region runs from base 463 to 1131 and encodes 222 amino acids. The record is from RefSeq and is a predicted model, not a curated record. The transcript is spliced from 6 exons. Gene Ontology annotation, biological process: regulation of transcription by RNA polymerase II.
CUCCAUCUCCCGUGAGGCAUUGCGACGUUGCUGCUUGCUGCGCAUGCGCACUUCCACCUCCUUCUCCUCUCAGCUGGGUAAACAAACUGGGGGAGGAGAGCAGACUCAGACCCUUUCCAGGCUGCUGCUGCGCUUUCGGGGCAUUUUUAUACUCUUUAUAUUCAUUUUAUACAACUUUUUAGUCCUAAAGUACCUUUGAUAUUUUACUAUUUAAACGGCAUUCGCUGUUUUUAAAGCUGUGUUUUAAAGCUAACCUAGCUACAGAGUUUUAAACGUUUAAAGGGAAGGAGGAAAAACAGCAUUUUCAGGUCGACGUUCGUUUGUCAGAACCAGCAAAAAACUAUAAUAUAAAAAUACAAAUAAAUAAAUAAACUGGUGGAUAUUAAUAAUAUCCUUUCGCUUUAAUCAAUCAGACGGUAUAAAAGCAAUAGCUGUGGUUUAGAUAUCGGAAAUCCAGUAGCUAUGACCGCGGUGCUGAAUAUCCAGAGGUUACUGGAAGCUGCUGAGUAUUUAGAGAGGAGAGAAAGAGAGUGUGAGCACGGAUAUGCCUCGACGUUUCCGUCUAUUCAGAGCUCGACCUACCAGAGACAAAGGAAAUUCCGAAAUAAAAAGUACAGCAGCACUCACAACAGGUCCACACACAACGAGCUGGAGAAGAAUCGGCGAGCUCACCUCCGUCUGUGCUUGGAGAGAUUGAAGGCGCUCAUCCCACUCGGACCAGACUGCAACCGCCACACUACACUGGGCCUGCUCAACAAAGCCAAAGCACAUAUAAAGAAGUUGGAGGAGGCUGAUAGGAAGUCUCUGUAUCAGUUGGAGAAUUUGGAGCGGAAGCAGAGGCACCUUCGCCGGCAGCUGGACUUCCUGCGGGGGGGCUGUGGACACGGGGAGGGGGAGAGGAUACGCACCGACAGCGUGGGCUCCACCCUCUGCUCCGAGCGCUCCGACCGCUCCGACUCCGACCAGGAGGAGAUCGAGGUGGACGUAGAGAGCACUGAGUUCUCCCAUGGAGAGCUGGACAGUGUGAGCACCGCCAGCACCAGCGACCUGGACGACCACAGCAGCCUGCAGAGCCUGGCCAGCGACGAGGGCUACUCCUCCUGCAGCCUCAAACUGGCCUUCAGCUCCUAGACCCACAUAUAUACUAAAUAUAAACACACUCACUGUCCCAAAACACAACCCCGACACUCCUCCACCCCAGCCUCAACGCCACGCCCACAUCCACCAAUCACAACCUGCCACGUCAUCCACGUGACCAGUACACAAGCCUUCUUAAUAGAUUGAUUGAUUAAUUGAUUGUUUGAUGGAUUAAUUGGUUGAUUAAAUGAUUGUUCCUGAAUGUGUUGGAGGUCAGCAGCAGUAGGCUGAGAAAUGCUGAAGUGCUGAAAUGCUGAUUGUUUUUAUAGAGAGUUUAUAUGGAUUCAGUGCAGAUUUUAAGCGUUAAACGUGUCGUUAGACAGAAUUUUAGCUUUCCUUUUUGUUUUUGGCUCAGAAUGGAAUUUGUAAAUUAUUGUAAUUGCAAUAGUGCAGCUAUUGGGCUGUUUUUUUUUUUUUUUCUUUGCACGAGGAAGGCUUGUGAACUGGUUACCCGUCGGGAAUUUCCACAAAACCACGAGGCAACAAUUUGGAUAUCUGUGAAGUUCUACAGUUAACUAUACCUGUGUGAAUCUACUGGAACUGUUUCUCCCAGCAUAUCAGAUCAGCCCUGAGUCUUCAGAUCGGUUUAUGAUACCGAGGAGUGAACUAAACACACACUGGUGCUACGAAAAAAACAACUGAACCGACAGCAUCGUGCUAAACUGGGUGAACGGAGCAGAAACACGAAGCUCAUUCCCAGGGAUUUUGGGAUGUUUGGUGCAUUUAAAGCUGCCGAGGCGUCCAGCGUCUCCACGCAGCAGCAGCUACAACAAGCAACUCUGCACUGGCCCCGCCCACCGUACAGACACACCCCCACGGCACAAAACCCCGCCCCCCUAACUCAUACAGUAUCCUGACUAGAGUAGACGUCCCGACUAGCAGUAAUGAGCAAUAAUAACUCCUCUAGCCCCGCCCCCUCACCGCUACAUCUCCUCAAUCCCCGGCCCCUCAUCACCUCUUUUCUUUUUUUCUUCCCAAGGCACUUUCAGUGUCCGUCCAAAAAAGCAAAAUCCAACUUUCUUGUUUUGUUUCUUGUUUUUUUGUAUAUAAUACAUAAAUAGUUUAAUAAAUUAAGAGAAAAUGAAAAAAAACAAAACAAAAAUAAAACAAAACGGAGUUUAAACACAAAAAAAGGUAGAUGCCCGUGGGUAGAUCUAUUGCCUCUGUUGCUGUUUGUCUUGUGUUUUUGUGCAUUUUAAAUUAUAUUUUUGAAGAAAUGACUAUCCUCAGAUGUGCUGGCAGAGUGGCAUGGACAGUAUUACCAUUUCCUGCAUUGUUUAUUGCUCCCAGUUAAAAAUAACCAACUCAUUAAAUUCUGUAUCUGCCUGAUUUAAAACGCUGAGAUAAACGCGGGACCCCUGAGCACGGACCCCCGAUGCUGCAUCUCACUUUAUAUUAUAUACCUGUCUCUAAUCACUGUAGAUACAUGUUUAUAACCUGCGCAAUAACAUCUAUAAGUAUCUGCUGGUGGAGUAUUUUAGAUUACAGUAGUUGCUGUAAUGUAAUCUGAGUAUUAACUCUAAUUGUCACUUGUAAUGUAAAACAAGUGUAUCACAAAAGUAUCUGUAACAGCAUAUUCUUACUAAUGUGGUUAUAAAUGUGUAAUAAGACCUGAAUUACAGUUAAACCUACACAAGCUGCACUACUGUGAUUAAUCUUCAUCAGAAAAUACAUCAGCAGUACUACCGCAGUGUUACUGCGUGGAUUAUUAAUGUGCAUUUUUACAGUUAUUUCAAAAACUAACGUAUUCUAAUUCUCUCUAAUAACUGUUCGGUGACGUAUGAUGAACUGCUGUAAACAGCAAAUAAACCCCCAACAGGACUGUAUCUGUAAUAACUCUGUAAUUACAUAGUUAUUAUAAAGACUUAAUAGACUCGAUUUUAAGUCUGGUGGCUUUAAUAACUGUGUAACUACACACUACAUAUCCAUGAAUUAAAAACAGGAAUAAUGACUAUAACAGUUAAUUUAAACACAAUUACCAUUAUUUAUUACACAUUUAUAACCACACAGGAGUGAAUAUACUGCUGCAGGUAUUUUAGUUUAAAAAUCAGUCAAACCCAGAACAGUAGAUGAGUAGAUAUAAGUGUAUUUACUGUGGUAUAUUGUUAUUAUUUAUAUAACAGGAUUUUUAUCGUGUCAGUACGCAGUUAUUAGAGACAGUAAAAUAAAGUGAGAUCAGAACUCUCACAGUGCUACAGUGCUCUUAUUAUUUAUUAGAUAGAUAUUGUUUAUUAUUCUAAUUUUAAUUUGUUUAUUUUUGUGUGAUUUUGUUUCGUGUCGAAGCUGAGAGGCAUUCCACUAUCAGUACGGCGACACUGUGGAUCCGCGGUGGGGGUGGGGCCGUUGUCGGCCACGCCCCCUCACUUUCCCGCCUGUUCAUUUCCUGCCUUUGUUAGAGUGGAAAGAACAGAGCGGCUGGAUUAAAAUUUUUUGUUUGUUGUUUUUUUUCUUUUUUUUUCUCAUAUUUAUUUCUCCUCCCUGAUUCACAGCAUUUCAGGAAGAGAAGCUUAAUUUAUUUGUUUUUUGUUUUUUUGUUUAUUUUAUUCAGUUCUGCCUUUUUCUCGCUGUCGCUUUGUAUGCAUUCCUUCUCUGUCCUCGCUGGGCUGCUUUUAAGGCAGAAAUUUGAUUCAAUAUAAUAUAUAUUUUCUCUUGGAACGUGAACUCGUCCUCUUUCCAUCACUGCCGCUCAAGAACACUCUUGAUUAGCGCUCGAUUAGCGUUCGAAUCGUAAACAGCACUCCUGUAGGACGUCUAUUUACUGCGACAGGUUGUGUGCUCCUUUAUGUGGAGCCGCCAUGUUGCUCGAGUGUGAUUAACAUGCUAAUGUAUCUGUAUAACCUGCGCUUCAGGAGUAGGCGGGUGCUCGGCUAAUCUGUCGCUGUUAGCAUUUCUUGAGUGGCUGGAUGGAGCCGGACUGAAUAUGGUGCUGUUUUAACACCAGGCCAAACUACAGACAAACACUGUCUCUCUCUCUCUCUCUCUCUCUCUCUCUCUUUCUGAAAACUACCUUUUUUCUUUCAUGUCUUUUAAUGAUUGAUUUGUUCAUUUGUUCUUUUUCUUUAUUUUGUUCUUUUUUCUGCACUUAAAUCUGGAGCUCAUGUUAAAAUGAACCAUUGCUUUCUGACUCGACGUCCUGCCCACUUCCUGUCCUGAUCCGCCGUUACUGACGGUACGGACUGAUAGUCGAGCUGAUCUGGGAUCAGGUCGUCCAGAUCUAAGCACCUGUGUACAGCUCUGUGCUCUGAUUGGACGGCUGGUCAGUUGGGUGGAGCUUCUCAGGGCAGGAUCAGCGUCUCUCUCUGUCUGAUGGAUCUAAAUGUAAAGACUGACCCCGGGCUGAUCUCAGCGCUCUCUCAGAUAAAGCAUUAAAUAAACUUAAAACUGAAGGAAUCUGAUCUGGGAUCAGCUCCGAUACCCCGAGACUCUGAGACUGUGAGCGCUGGCCAUGUUAACGGGGUCUACCUGCCUCAGGUGUGCAGAACAGAGAGGAGAAGGCUGAUCUGUGAGGAGCUCGGUGUCGGGAAGCUCUGGUUGAGGGAGAUCAGGUCUAAAGACUGGAGGUCCUGCUGAACUCUGUUCUUUAUAAACAUGCGCUCUGAUUAUAGCUGUCAGUCAAACUGCAAUACUUACAAUAAACACCAAGAUUCUCAAAUCUGAAGACCAAAA